GGCGCUUGAUGGUUGACCGUUUGCUCCAGGGUUGGGGUCGCCGCGUGCGCUCGCGUGUGUCCGCUCACAUCCCACCGGAGGGGUGUGGACUGCUGACGUUCGGCCUGGAACCCACCGGGGAGACCGAGUUCCGCUCCGCCAUGCCAGCCGGGAAUCACUCGGACGGCGUCCUCAGCUGUCAGAGACCCGAUGAAGAAGCUGUAGUGGAUCAGGGUGGGACCAGUACUGUUCUCAACAUUCACUAUGAAAAGGAAGAGUUGGAAGGUCAUAGGACUCUCUAUGUGGGGGUUCGGAUGCCUCUGGGCCGGCAGAGCCAUCGGCACCACCGCACUCAUGGACAGAAGCACCGGAGGCGAGGACGAGGCAAAGGGGCCAGCCAGGGAGAAGAGGGCUUGGAGGCGCUGGCUCAUGACACACCUUCUCAGCGUGUUCAGUUCAUUCUUGGCACUGAGGAGGAUGAAGAGCAUGUACCUCAUGAGCUGUUCACAGAGCUGGAUGAGAUUUGUAUGCGAGAGGGAGAAGAUGCUGAGUGGAAGGAGACAGCCAGGUGGCUGAAAUUUGAAGAGGAUGUUGAGGAUGGUGGAGAACGCUGGAGCAAGCCUUAUGUGGCAACUCUUUCACUGCAUAGCCUCUUUGAGCUGAGGAGCUGCCUUAUUAAUGGAACUGUCCUUCUGGAUAUGCGUGCAAAUAGCAUAGAAGAAAUUUCAGACCUGAUACUGGACCAGCAAGAGCUGUUUAGUGACCUUAAUGACAGCAUGAGGGUCAAAGUACGGGAAGCUCUUCUCAAAAAGCAUCAUCAUCAAAAUGAAAAGAAGAGAAACAACCUCAUUCCCAUCGUUCGCUCCUUUGCUGAGGUUGGCAAGAAGCAAUCAGACCCACACUCAAUGGAUAAAAAUGGUCAAACUGUGUCUCCCCAGUCUGUUCCAACUACAAAUCUUGAAGUGAAAAAUGGAGUGAAUUGCGAGCACAGUCCUGUGGACUUAAGCAAGGUGGACCUUCAUUUCAUGAAAAAAAUUCCCACUGGGGCGGAGGCCUCAAACGUCCUGGUCGGAGAGGUGGAUACCUUGGACAGACCCAUCGUUGCCUUUGUGAGGCUCUCUCCAGCUGUGCUGCUCUCAGGACUCACUGAAGUGCCCAUCCCAACAAGAUUUCUGUUUAUCUUAUUGGGUCCAGUAGGUAAAGGCCAGCAGUACCAUGAGAUUGGCAGAUCCAUGGCCACCAUCAUGACAGACGAGAUUUUUCACGAUGUGGCAUAUAAAGCAAAAGAGCGGGAUGAUCUCCUGGCGGGGAUUGAUGAGUUCCUAGACCAGGUGACGGUACUCCCUCCAGGGGAGUGGGACCCCUCCAUUAGAAUCGAGCCACCCAAAAAUGUCCCUUCCCAGGAGAAAAGGAAAAUGCCUGGAGUUCCAAAUGGAAAUGUUUGCCACAUUGAGCCAGAACCGCAUGGGGGUCAUAGUGGUCCCGAGCUGCAGCGUACUGGGCGGCUGUUUGGGGGCUUGGUGCUGGACAUCAAGCGGAAGGCCCCCUGGUACUGGAGUGACUACCGGGAUGCGCUCAGCUUACAGUGUCUGGCCUCCUUUCUGUUCCUGUACUGUGCCUGCAUGUCACCCGUCAUCACCUUUGGGGGAUUGCUUGGAGAAGCUACUGAGGGACACAUAAGUACAAUUGAAUCCUUAUUUGGAGCCUCCAUGACUGGGAUCGCCUAUUCCUUGUUUGCGGGACAGCCUCUCACCAUCCUGGGAAGUACUGGACCGGUGCUUGUGUUUGAAAAGAUUUUGUUCAAAUUCUGCACAGACUACACCCUCUCAUACCUCUCCCUGCGAGCCUGCAUUGGACUGUGGACCGCCUUCCUGUGUGUUGUCCUUGUCGCAACAGAUGCUAGCUCCCUUGUCUGCUACAUUACCCGAUUCACUGAGGAAGCAUUUGCUUCCCUGAUUUGCAUUAUCUUCAUCUACGAAGCAAUAGAAAAGCUGAUUCACCUGGCAGAGACCUACCCUAUACACAUGCACACUCAGCUGGAUCACCUUAGCCUCUAUUAUUGCCGGUGUACUGUUCCAGAGAAUCCAAGCAAUCACACCCUUCAGUACUGGAAAGACCAAAACAUCGUGACAGCACAAGUGCAGUGGGCGAACCUGACCUCCAGUGAAUGCCAGAAGAUGCAUGGAGAGUUCACGGGAUCUGCAUGUGGUCAUCAUGGCCCCUACACUCCCGAUGUGCUCUUUUGGUCCUGCAUUCUUUUCUUCACCACCUUCAUCCUCUCAAGCACCUUAAAGACAUUCAAGACGAGCCGUUAUUUCCCAACCAGAGUUCGCUCCACAGUGAGUGACUUUGCUGUCUUCCUCACUAUCUUCACAAUGGUGAUUGUUGAUUUUUUGAUUGGAGUUCCAUCACCAAAGCUUCAGGUUCCCAGUGUGUUCAAGCCGACAAGGGAUGAUCGAGGAUGGAUUAUUAGUCCCAUUGGCCCCAAUCCCUGGUGGACUGUGAUAGCUGCGAUUAUUCCAGCUCUCCUCUGUACUAUCUUAAUCUUCAUGGACCAACAAAUCACAGCUGUCAUCAUUAACAGGAAGGAACACAAGCUGAAGAAAGGCUGUGGCUACCACCUGGACCUGCUAAUGGUGGGCAUUAUGCUAGGUAUCUGCUCCAUUAUGGGCCUGCCCUGGUUUGUGGCUGCAACUGUCCUGUCCAUCACACAUGUGAACAGCCUCAAGCUGGAAUCGGAGUGUGCUGCCCCUGGAGAGCAGCCCAAGUUCCUGGGCAUCCGAGAGCAGAGAGUGACAGGCCUUAUGAUCUUUGUGCUGAUGGGCUGCUCCGUCUUCAUGACAGCUGUUUUAAAGUUUAUUCCGAUGCCAGUGCUUUAUGGAGUUUUCCUCUAUAUGGGAGUUUCUUCACUUCAGGGAAUUCAGUUCUUUGAUCGCCUGAAGCUUUUUGGGAUGCCAGCAAAGCACCAACCAGACUUUAUCUACCUGCGGCACGUGCCACUACGCAAGGUUCACCUCUUCACACUCAUCCAGCUCACCUGCCUCGUCCUGCUCUGGGCCAUCAAGGCAUCACCAGCUGCUAUUGUUUUCCCGAUGAUGGUCCUGGCCUUGGUCUUUGUUAGAAAAGUCAUGGACCUCUGCUUCUCUAAGCGAGAACUGAGCUGGUUAGAUGACCUCAUGCCUGAAAGCAAAAAGAAGAAGUUGGAUGAUGCCAAAAAGAAGGCCAAGGAGGAAGAGGAGGCUGAGAAAAUGUUAGAAAUAGGGGGUGACAAAUUCCCCCUAGAAAGCAGGAAGUUACUAAGUAGUCCUGGAAAGAACAGCAGUUUCAGAUGUGACCCUUCUGAGAUUAAUAUAUCCGAUGAAAUGCCUAAAACCACGGUCUGGAAAGCUCUCAGUAUGAAUUCUGGAAAUACAAAGGAAAAAAGUCUCUUCAACUAAGAGUCAUUGCUGAGAGGGAAUAUUUGGGCCAUGAGAUGCCUCAGGGAAGUUCUGGUUACAGAGAAAAUGGUGAGUCUCUCCGAGAAGAAGCAAGACCAUGUCUGGCUCCAUCCUUAGUCAUCCCAAAGCCAUGCUGAACCAUUCAGUUACUCUCGAUGUGCAGUGCGGGCCUCCAGCUGUCCCAAUACCAGCAGCCUGCCACCAGAUGUGAACACGAGAGCAGAAGACCACUCCUGUUGGGGGCUUCUCCUCUUCCUUCUUUCUCUUCAGAACUGCCACCAUUAAAGACUCAGCUUCCCAUUUG
Perognathus longimembris pacificus (Pacific pocket mouse) is the source of this 3720-nucleotide messenger RNA. It is a transcript of the gene Slc4a8, whose product is annotated as solute carrier family 4 member 8. Gene Ontology annotation, biological process: bicarbonate transport; transmembrane transport; regulation of intracellular pH. Gene Ontology annotation, molecular function: sodium:bicarbonate symporter activity; solute:inorganic anion antiporter activity; monoatomic anion transmembrane transporter activity. Bases 9 to 3416 code for a protein of 1135 amino acids. Gene Ontology annotation, cellular component: plasma membrane. The record is from RefSeq and is a predicted model, not a curated record. NCBI's taxonomy places the organism in Eukaryota, Metazoa, Chordata, Mammalia, Rodentia, Heteromyidae. The transcript is spliced from 25 exons.